Molecule: messenger RNA, 2136 nt
Organism: Salvia hispanica
Lineage: Eukaryota; Viridiplantae; Streptophyta; Magnoliopsida; Lamiales; Lamiaceae
Product: protein SLOW WALKER 1-like
Biological process (GO): positive regulation of transcription by RNA polymerase I; rRNA processing
Cellular component (GO): nucleolus
Molecular function (GO): protein binding
Source: RefSeq, a predicted model, not a curated record
UCCUUCUCCAAUUUCCUAAACCCUAAUUACCCGCCGUUCAACAAUGGCGGAAUCCUUCCCUGUUAAGCCGAAGCUCCGCCCCACCUCCAGCAAACUCACUCCCACCCCGGAGGCCAAAUACUGGCGAUCCUUCAAAAUUCCUAAAGACAUCGAAACCACACCAUCUAAAUCCUUCACUUUCCCAAUAAAUUCCAUCGCCUUUUCGCCCACAGCCCCUCACGAUUUCGUCGCCACGCAUUCCGCCAGCGUCUCCAUCUUCUCCGGCAAAACUCUGGACCCUAAACCCCCAAUCUCCUCCUUCUCCGACACCGCCGCCGCCGUCUCCUUCCGCUGCGACGGAAAACUCCUCGCCGCCGGAGACUUGACCGGCACCGUCCACGUGUUCGAUGCAAAGUCCCGCAGCCACCUCCGCCGUCUGAAAGGCCACACCGCCGCCGUCCGGUUAGUAAAUUACCCUCGCGCCGCAGAUAAGCUCCACCUCUUUUCCGGCGGAGACGAUUCGGUAAUUAAGUAUUGGGAUGUCACAACGGAGAAAUGCGUGUUUAAUCUGCUAGGGCACAAGGAUUAUGUGCGCUGCGGCGAUGCUUCCCCGAUUAGUGAUGAAAUGUUCGUUUCCGGAUCGUACGAUCAUAGGGUUAGGGUUUGGGAUGUGCGAGUCUCGAAUUCGGGCUCUGUGUUGGAAUUGAAUCACGAGAAGCCGGUGGAGAGUGUGAUUUACCUCCCCUCCGGUGGCCUAAUUGCCACGGCCGGUGGGAAUUUCGUGAAGAUAUGGGAUGUGAUUGGUGGUGGGAAGCUGCUGUAUUCGAUGGAGAGCCAUAUCAAGACCGUUACCGCCCUCUGUAUGGGGAAUGUCGCGCGAGGGAGUGGAGAGGAAGAAGCCGAGGGGAAUAGGAUAUUGAGUGUUGCAUUGGAUGGAUAUAUGAAGGUGUUUGAUUAUGCCAAAUUGAAGAUCACUCACUCCAUGAGGUUCCCUGAGCCACUUCUCUCAGUUGGAUUUUCGCCUGAUUGCUCGACUCGUGUUAUAGGGACAUCCAAAGGGAACUUGUAUAUCGGUAGAAGGAAGGCGAAGGUGGAGAGUGAGGAGGUGGGAGUUGCUAAUUUGCAGUGGAAAAUUGUGGAUGAUGAGCCGGGCAGGAAGGUUCUAAGGCCUUCGUAUUUUAGGUACUUCCAACGAGGGCAGAACUUGAAGCCCUCGGAAGGGGAUUACUUGAUCAACAGGCCGAAGAAGGUGAAGAUGGCUGAGUUUGAUAAGCUGUUGAAGAAGUUUAGGCACAGGGAGGCGCUGGUAGCUGCUUUGAAUAAGAGAAAUCCGGAGAGUGUCGUGGCUGUGAUGGAGGAGUUGGUGGCGCGUAGGAAGUUGGUGAAAUGUGUAUCCAAUUUGGACAUGGAGGAGCUCGGGUUGCUGUUGGCGUUUCUGCAGAAGUACUCCACCAUGCCACGAUACGCAGGGCUGCUGACGAGGUUGGCGAAUAAGGUUGUCGAGUUGAGGGCGGAGGAUAUAAGAUCUUCAGAUCAACUAAGAAAUUAUAUUAGGAAUCUGAAGAGAGAUGUUGAGGAGGAGAUCAGAAUACAGCAGUCUUUGCUUGAAAUACAGGGGAUAAUUUCACCGAUGCUGAUGAUUGCUGCUAGAAGAUUAGAGCUUAUGAUUCCAAGAAUUGGACGGGAAUAGCGGAGAUCGAGAUGGAAGAGUGAGGGACUGAACCAGUGUCGGCGAGCGCGGUGCAGGAGAUGAAAGAGAGAGACCGAAUAGAAGAGGGAGAGGAGAUGAGUAGGAGACUGACGACCGUGACGGCGCCGUGGCGAGCGCUGAUGCAGUAGAUGUAAGAGAGAGACCAAAUAGAAAAGGGGGGCAGACCUGAGCCACUGGACGACGGUGAGCAGGGGCAACGUGGAGGAGAUGACGGCAUCUGCAAUUAAACUCCGCCACCUACACCCCAUUGUCGACCUAUCAUCAAGUUUAACGAUUCCACCAUCGAAAACCAUCAUUUUCGAACCUGAGCAGCUGAAAAAUCAACGAGUUCCAUCUAAUUCAGAGUAAUUAAUCGACUCGUGUUGUUUUCAUUUGAAUUAUAAAAAUAUUUGAAGGUUCUUCUCGUCUUUUUUGCAUCAAGAGAUGGUCAGUUUCUAAUUUUGGAA